CCUUUCUUCAUCCUACCCCUCCUUAAUUAAGUUUUCACUUCAGGAAGGGGUGGUAUAAAGAGGCAACAUCCCGCCCUUGUUCUUCUGCACUCUCUCCCACCUAAGCACUCACACAUACACCUCUUACCACCGCAUACAUACCUCUAGCACCCUCACUGGGCACCGAUACAUCACAUGAAAAUUCAACUUUCCCAUAGUUGGGUUCCAGCGAUCCCAAACUUCAGCUCCAUAUAACACAGUACUUGCAGCACAGGGGUACAAGGGGGUACAUUCUCUAUCAACAGGGGAUCCAGACAUCUGCAACCGUGGACUCUGCAGAGGAAUCAGCUGUUGGUUUGUACACCAUGAGUACUCUAAAGGCAGAUAGUGAGCACAGUAAUAAUAUAGAGGAAGAGGUCAGAACCCUCUUUGUCAGUGGUCUUCCAAUAGACAUCAAGCCCAGAGAAUUGUACUUGCUCUUUCGCCCAUUUAAGGGCUAUGAAGGAUCACUGAUCAAGCUAACUUCAAAACAGCCUGUAGGCUUUGUUACCUUUGAUAAUAGAGCUGGAGCUGAGGCAGCAAAGAAUGCCUUAAAUGGUAUCCGUUUUGACCCAGAGAACCCACAGACGUUAAGGCUAGAGUUUGCCAAGGCCAACACAAAGAUGGCAAAGAACAAAUUAAUGGCUACACCUAACCCCACAAACCUCCACCCUGCACUUGGAGCACACUUCAUUGCACGUGAUCCAUAUGACCUAACAGGUGCUGCACUAAUCCCAGCCUCACCAGAAGCCUGGUCUCCCUAUCCACUGUACACUACAGAGCUGGCACCAGCUAUUCCUCACGCUGCAUUUGCAUACCCAGCUGCUGCUGCAGCAGCUGCAGCCCUCCAUGCACAGAUGCGUUGGUAUCCACCAUCUGAAGCGACCCAGCAAGGAUGGAAGUCUCGCCAAUUCUGCUAAAGCCUCUUUAGGAUUUUUUUUUUAUUUUUUUUUUUUGGUUUCUCCGUGAAGUGAUGUACCAGACAUAUGAGCAAGUGUUCAUAGCACAUUAAGCCUCUGUUUGGUCUAAUCCUUACAACAUGGAGUUGUCAUGCCAAUUCCUUCAACUACAAUGGACUCUAAAACUGUCCUUUUUCUGUGGGAAAAAAACAAGAUACUAUGGGCAAUGUCAGCAACUAAGUCUAAAUGAAGCAACACAAUCAUGUGACUUCUGAAACUGUUCCAACAGAACAUGGCUCAGCCAUGGUCUAAUUCUGUAGUACAAUGGAUCUUCCUUUUUUAUUGCAUGUUCAUUUUCCUGGCAUGAAUUUACUGUUGCAGUGUGUGCUUGUUACAUCUAUUGUAUACCAGUUUCAGCAGGUCUGUCUUGAGACAAUGUUUUGUUUUUUGCCUGCUUCUAAUGUGCUGCUCAAUCCACCACCUCAAAUGCAGUUUGCAAGUCCACUAACUGAAAUGUUAAAUAUUCUGUUCCUACAUUUUCAUUGGAGAGUCUGUUCUUGCCAAAUAAUGCAACCUUAUGAGGAAACAGAGUAAUAGUACCAGUAUUUUUGUAACUUGUUUAAUAAGGAAAUAUUUAUGCAUCAUGUUUUUGUUUUGUGUGGUAUUAAAAGAAUAUAUUAAUCUGUCAUAAAUUAUUGUUCAGUUAAAGAGCUCAGAUUCUGUAUGGCUUGUCUACUGUACUCUAUGAACAAUUGUGCAAUUUUGUUUUCCUGCAGUCUACUGCAUGGUAUUGAGUUUUUCAGUAUUAUGAAAUGUCUCUGCCUUGUGUAGAGAUGUUUCUCUAAUAAUCCUAUGAGAAUGUGAUACUGGAUAAAAUAUAAACUAUUUAAGAAAUGUUUGAAUGUUCUGACAAAAUAAAGUCAUUAAAAAAAGUUUUUUCAUGGAA
This is a messenger RNA of Pseudophryne corroboree (corroboree frog), 1863 nucleotides long. It is a transcript of the gene RBPMS2, whose product is annotated as RNA binding protein, mRNA processing factor 2. Bases 345 to 938 code for a protein of 197 amino acids. The record is from RefSeq and is a predicted model, not a curated record. Lineage: Eukaryota; Metazoa; Chordata; Amphibia; Anura; Myobatrachidae. The transcript is spliced from 8 exons. Gene Ontology annotation, molecular function: protein homodimerization activity; mRNA binding. Gene Ontology annotation, biological process: negative regulation of smooth muscle cell differentiation.